AUGUCCAACUACAUCCACGUCCCGCCGGGCUCGCCGGAGGUGCCCAAACUGGACAUCACCGUCAGCGAGCGGGAGGGGCCCGGGUAUCGCCAGGGCGCCCUGCAGCUCCUGCGCCGGCUGCGCCCGCACUGGAGACCCGAGGAGGUGACGCUGCAGCUGUUCACUGAUGGAAUCACCAAUAAAUUGAUUGGCUGCUACGUGGGUGACAUAACAGAUGAUGUUGUUCUAGUUCGGAUCUAUGGGAACAAGACUGAGCUGCUGGUGGAUCGGGAUGAGGAGGUGAAGAGUUUCCGUGUGCUGCAGGCUCAUGGCUGUGCACCUCAGCUCUACUGCACCUUUAACAAUGGCCUGUGCUAUGAGUUCAUGCAGGGAGAAGCCCUGGAUCCAGAGCAUGUAUGCAAUCCAGACAUUUUCAGGCUCAUAGCUAGACAGCUUGCUAAAAUCCAUACUAUUCAUGCACACAAUGGAUGGAUCCCUAAAUCCAAUUUGUGGCUGAAAAUGGGGAAAUACUUCUCUCUCAUACCCACAGAAUUUGCAGAUGGGGAAGUAAAUAAAAGGUUCUUAAGUGACAUUCCUAGUCCUCAAGUUCUUCAGGAGGAGAUGGCCUGGAUGAAGGAAAGACUGUCAAAUUUAGGAUCACCAGUGGUGCUCUGUCACAACGACCUGCUGUGUAAGAAUAUUAUUUACAACAAGAAAAGAGGUGAUGUGCAGUUCAUAGACUAUGAGUACUCCGGGUACAACUACCUGGCUUAUGACAUUGGAAAUCACUUCAAUGAAUUUGCAGGAGUAAAUGAGGUAGACUACAGCCUUUAUCCCAACAGGAAAUUACAGGAGCAAUGGCUGAGGUCUUACCUUGAGGCCUACAAAGAAUAUAAAGGAUUUGGUACAGAAGUCAGUGAAAAAGAGGUUGAAGUUCUGUAUGUCCAAGUCAAUCAGUUUGCACUGGCUUCACACUUCUUCUGGGGAUUGUGGGCUCUUAUUCAAGCCAAAUAUUCCACCAUUGACUUUGAUUUUCUAGGGUAUGCAAUUGUUCGGUUUAACCAGUAUUUCAAAAUGAAGCUGGAGGUCAUGACGUUAACUCUUCCUGAGUAAUGAAGAGGAGGACUCUUGCCAAGUGGAUAGACAACCCCUGAAUUUUUUUCUGAGAACAGAUACUGGAAAAAAAGCUAAACAUUUGUUGAAGUGCUGUAAUGCUCACUUGGUGGUUCUUGCUUUAUAAAUAAUGCCUCUAGACAGUCCUUCAAUGUUAAAUUUAUUAUGAAGAACAUACGUACUGCUGUUGAUAUAAAACUGAUUAGAAACUUGCUAAAUCUAUAAAAAGUUGUAGAAAUGGCAAUUUAAUCCUUCUUUGUAAUUUAACAUGUUGUAUGUGAAUUAUUUAUUAUAUGUUUAACACGAUUCCGCUGCUGCUUUCAUCAGUUUUUGUUAAAGUUGGGUGCAGAUGGUGAAGUUGUUCCAAAGGAUUCAUUUAACAACUUAUUUUAUAGAAGUGGCAUUCACUUAUGCUAAAGAAGAUAUGUCAGAGACAAUUCUUCUUUCAAAGGCCUAUGAGCAAAAGGAGUGACAGUAGGCUUGUGCGAUCUCUAGUGUGGUAUAGCUAGGGAGAAGGGUUAGGAUGAUCUUUAUUUUCCCCCCUUUUUUUAAAGGUAGCUUUCCAUAUGAUGGUACUUUUCUUUUGCACAAGAAUCAAGCAGCUUGUUGAAAUGAUAAACAACGUUUUGAUAUUUUUUUUCAUCUAGAUUGAGCUGUAGAAAUGCUCAAGUUCUGUAACCACAAGAUUCUCUGAGGAUAUUGUGCCAAUCACUGGUGUUAGGUGGACAGCCUGCUAUCCCUAACUUCUGUGGGAAAGCUGCUUUUUUGUUAAGUG
Molecule: messenger RNA, 1867 nt
Organism: Cinclus cinclus
Lineage: Eukaryota; Metazoa; Chordata; Aves; Passeriformes; Cinclidae
Gene: ETNK1
Product: ethanolamine kinase 1
Exons: 8
Coding region: 1-1092 (363 amino acids)
Biological process (GO): phosphatidylethanolamine biosynthetic process
Cellular component (GO): cytoplasm
Molecular function (GO): ethanolamine kinase activity
Source: RefSeq, a predicted model, not a curated record